Molecule: messenger RNA, 2231 nt
Organism: Wasmannia auropunctata (little fire ant)
Lineage: Eukaryota; Metazoa; Arthropoda; Insecta; Hymenoptera; Formicidae
Product: ankyrin-3-like
Exons: 6
Coding region: 24-1433 (469 amino acids)
Molecular function (GO): protein binding
Source: RefSeq, a predicted model, not a curated record
AGUUCUCGCGACACCGUUCCUACAUGCUGGAGCAUCGCACCGUUUUUGACAUGCCGACCGAGUGCAUCGCCAACCCGUUGCAGCGGGAGCUGGCCGACUCGAUAAUACGGCUGCAGCCGCUCGACGAGAUCCGCAUCCUCCUCGCGUGCGGCGCCAAGCCGAACGAGCCGGUGACCCAGGGCCUCAGGCCCCUGCACUACGCCGUCUGGCAGCGGUACACCGAGGCCGCCCAGCUGCUGCUGGUGCGCGGCGCCGACAUCGAUGCCACCGACGAGUGCGGCUACUCGGCCCUGCACCUCGCCGCCGAGCACGGCUACCUGGACCUGGUGAAACUGCUGCUCAAGUAUGGCGCCAAGGUGGAUCAUCGGCAGGAUACGGGGGAACUUUUCCCCAGGACCAUGUUGUGCGACGAGCCGCUGCGUCUGGCUCUGCGGAACCGCCACGUCGAGGUCGCGAGGAUCCUACUCGAGGCCGGCGCUAAUCCGAACAAGAGAUACUUCUUCGGCUCCGAGAUCAAUCUGGUGUCGCCCUUGGAUAUGGAGUGCAUGGAGCUGCUGUUAGCCUUCGGCGCACAUCCGAACACGCGGGAUCGCGCCGGGCUGACGCCCCUCAUGAAGGCCGCCAGACUGCCGCAGGGCAUCGCCUCGGUGCUCCUGCUGCUGAGCUUCGGCGCGGACGUGAACGCGACGGCGGACGCCAGGCACGAUUAUCGGACGGUGCUGCAUUACGCGAUCCUCGGCGGCGAUCCGGCGGUGAUCAAUCUGCUGCUGAAGCAGGGCGCCCGGCUGGACCUCGGGCCGGACUAUCAGAAACCGACGGCCCUGGAUCUGUCCAUACUCAAGGGCGACCCGUCGAUCGUCGAGAUGCUGCUCGAGGCGGGUGCGGACGUGAACGCCUCGUCGCCGAUCAUCGGCUCGGCGCUGCACGUGGCGUGCGCGGACAACAUCCCCAAUCGGCUGGAGAUCCUGUGCAUGCUGCUGGAGCGCGGCGCCGAUCCCAACCUGGUGAUACGCAGCGACGACGGGCCGGCGCUGCGGCCGGUGCUCGCCGAGUACGUCGCCUCGAACGAGAACCCGUCGGUGGAGGUGGUGGCGUUGCUGCUCAAGUACGGCGCCCGGGUGGUGAUCAAGACGCAGUUCCGCGACCCGCACGGCAUCCUCAACUCCCUGCAGAACACGGCCGACAAGCCGCGGCUGCUGCGCGCGCUGCUGGAGGCUGCGGAGAGCUUCGAUCCCUGCAUGAUACGACGGUCCAGCAGUCUGACGGACGCGCAGAAGGCCCUGGUGAUGGAGGCGGCCCGGACCCCGCUGCCGUUGACCCAUCAGGCGAGGCUGAUAGUCCGCAAGCUCUGCGGCACCAGGCUACCGAAGAUCGUCAGGAAGCUGCAGCUGCCGCAGUCGUUGCACCGUUACCUCCUCUACGACUACUACUAGCCCAGGAGAUCGCUGGGAAUCGAGACGUUUGUCGGAAGGGAUGACGUUUGUCGGAGUACUUCCUUGGAUUUCCGAGCUUCAAUUGCGUCAAAAUCACAGACUUGAGAUUAAAAAAAAGGCGAGUAUACCUUAUUAUUUCGCUAGAAUCGAUCUGUAUACUGGAGAUCGAUAGCAUCAUCGAGGUCUGUUUUUUGAAGAUCGCUGGAAAGACACGGAAGAUAAAGUAUUUGCGCGCUACUGUCAAUUCGAUGAGUACAAUAACGAGGCUGUCGAGGCACCGACCUCUCGUUUCUACAUUACAAUUAGUAUUCUUCUUUUACACGAUGCGUAUAAAGUGUGAUAUAACGUUUAGAUAACGGCAAUACGUAUAUAUAUAUUAUACCUGUACUCGUUACAAUUCUAGUCGCCGAAUGUAAGUACGUUUUAUAUGUAUAUGUACUUUCUCUCUACUUCCUACUAUGUCGAGAAAAUCGUAUCGCGACGGAGGCGAUACAAGAUACGGCGCUCCCCGUUGCUCGAACGCGCGAACGAUCGGGACACUCGCGAACUCCCGAGAAUUCUCUCGCGUCGUCAAUAUCUAUCGGAAAUAAUUAAUAAAUUGCGUACGGAGAAUUACCUCUCGGAGUUACACGGCGAAAUUAAAUAAUGAUCGUCGCCCAGCGUUUGUCACACCGGUGACGAACAGCCGGAGAGGAUCUCUUCCAACGAUCGGGGAAUCACCGCGCGAAGUGAUCGACGUACUUUUUUGUACCUUUGUAUAUACGACGAUAUAUACGCUCAAUGUACAAUAAAGAGAAA